ACGACUCGUGCUGUCGACCCGGCGUCGAGGUCCAAAACUGGGAAUCAACACUCACGACCACGCGAAGAGCCCGGCCUGCCAUCAUGUACGAAGGCCUCUCUGGCCAGAAGAAGGGCCUCCUCUUCCUCACGGCUGUUAUCAUUGCUUUCAUGCAAGGGGGUCUAUGGGCGGCGCGUAGGCAGCAGACAGACAACUUUCCCGAUAACUCCCUGGUCGUGUCUACCUCCCGCUACUUGCCUUUCAGCAGAGGAAGCGCGAGGCCAACAAUCAAGGAGCACCCGAUACCCAAGCUCAUGGCGGAGGCGGAGACGAAGUUCAGAGACGUCUUAUCAAGACAGAGCAGGACGCUUGAGGACGCGGUGAAGGAGUACGAGCGGCGGUACCACCGGAAACCUCCUCGCGGGUUCGACCGCUGGUGGGCAUUCGCGCAGGAGAACGGUGUGCUCAUGAUUGACGAGUACGACAACAUCGACGAAGACCUCGCGCCCUUUUGGGAACUUCCUGGAGAGCAGAUGCGAUGGCGCGCAGGCUUGGCGGGCCACCUACCGUUUGUCGAUGUUGUACGCGUCAAAUCGGGGAACGCGACCGCAGUGAACCUUCUGGAUGGCUACGAAACCGGAGACGUGAGUGCACGCGCGAAAGGUCUGCUGUCCAUGGUGGAGAAGUUCCAGGGCGAGUUGCCGGAUCUCGAGUUUCCGGUCAACGGGAUGGCUGAAGGGCGAAUCCUCGUACCAUGGGAGAGCAGAGUACGCUCUAACCUGACAAUGCAGUCCAACCUCGACGCGGUCCGUAAUGAGCUCAGUGGUAUCCACCACCCUGACUGGCACGGAGAGGGAAACGUCUGGGAGGCGUUCCGGCGGACAUGCGAGCCUGGCACCGCCGCCCGCCGCCUAUUUAGCUCAUUCCGCGCCUCAUCGACACACAAAACAAGCCAGCUCUCCGCACGGAGCGAGGAAUUCGUGUUCGCCCGCAGUACCGCCGGCAACUACUCUUUCUGCACGAACCCGUGGGCGCACUACAACCAAGGCCACUUCUUCUCCGACUGGCGGACCAUCCCCGCAAUCUUCCCAAUGUUCUCGCCCGCGAAAGCGUCCGGAUACAUGGACAUCCGGAUCCCGAGCCAUUACUACUACGCGCAGACACGGCGGUAUACCUACGGGUGGGACUCCGUGAACUUGCAGCUCAAGCCCGUGGAUGACAUGGAGACGCCCUGGGACGAGAAGAGCGAUAAGAUAUUCUGGCGGGGUGCCUCAACGGGUGGCGGCAGCUCGCCUCCUGGAUUCGCUGCACAGUAUCAGCGUCAUAGAUUCGUGCGUCUCGCAAGCGACCGGUCCUCGGCUAACCGUACGGUCGUCUUCGCCGAUCCGCCCGGGUCGACGAACUAUAUCUAUGCCGAUGUUCCCGCUGCGGCACUGAACGAUGAGGUCAUGGACGUGGCAUUCGUCAAGGUCGUCGGAGCGGAGAACUUCCCAGGCGGCCACGACACGUUUGUGCAGCAGCACCGCGUCGACGACGGGGGUGUCAACCUCGGCGACCACUGGAAGCACAAAUACAUUGUGGACCUCGAUGGAAUGGGCUACUCGGGCCGAUUCUUCUCGUUCAUGGAGUCAGACAGUGCUGUCAUGAAGUCCACUGUCUACCGCGAGUUCUUCUCGGACUGGAUACAGCCGUGGUUGCACUACAUCCCCAUCUCACAAACGUACUCCGAGAUCUACAACGUGCACGCGUUCUUCUCCGGCGCGACAGAGUCCACCCUCCGCGCCGCGAACGCGACGGCGCUAUCGAUACCCCCAGAGCAGCGCAGGACCGUCGAUGGCGAUCGGAGGCUGCGUCGGAUCGCGCGCGCGGGCAAGCAGUGGAAGCGCACGAUCGUACGACGGGUCGAUAUGGAAGCAUACGUUUACCGACUGUGUCUCGAGUACGCGCGCCUGUGGGCGGAUGACCGGGACGCGAUGAGCUAUACGCUCACCCCCUAAGCUUUUCUCUCCACUCUUCACGGCGCCUUCAUGGCAUCCGUCCUUUUCGUGGUCAUCUCCGCCCCCGACCACUGACGCAAGUAUUGGUCAGCUGGCGGGUUCGGCAUUGCUCCUGGGGUCUGCGGGACGUUUCACAUAGAAUUAGCAUAGGAUGUAGUACUACCAGCUGUCCGCGCGCUCCGCCGCCGUAAAUAAUCGUAGAGUCCUGGGUAAUCGCAUGCCUCGUGAUAGCG
Messenger RNA from Trametes versicolor FP-101664 SS1, 2209 nucleotides. Its product is annotated as capsular associated protein. The record is from RefSeq and is a predicted model, not a curated record. Bases 84 to 1976 code for a protein of 630 amino acids. NCBI's taxonomy places the organism in Eukaryota, Fungi, Basidiomycota, Agaricomycetes, Polyporales, Polyporaceae. The transcript has 7 exons.